UUCAACCAACCUUUGGUCCGCCGAAACCAUAGCAGCCCUGGGAGGGGUCGGGCAUGUACAUGUUUUUCCUCGACCAAGUGACCAAGUGCUUACAAUGCGAGGGAGAGCUAAGCAUUGUGUGUUCGUUUACGCCAUCUGGCGAGUGGCCGGUCACGAAACCCGUUUGGUUCCGUGCUUCAACGAUGGGUUGCUUCAAGGCGGACAUCCAACAGAAAGUGAAGGAACUUCAACAGCUCUUUCUGACCGAAAACCGCGAUCGGCGCCACUAUGGUUUGCGGGUGGACGAGAUCGUGCAGCUGCAGCGGCUCCCGGUGCUCGAAAAGCAUGGCCUUCGGAGCGUCACGGACAUGUACAAAGCCUUUGAGGGACCUCUCAAUGAAGACCCGCGACUCAUCGCCAAGCAGGCUGAGAUCUAUACCACGCUUGGGCAAGACCUGACAUGGCUUCCUGCCAAGGAAACCUAGCUGGGUGGCUGCUGGCUGCGGGGGCGGCUGCUUCGCGCUGCGGAAGCACAGCGGAAAGC
Molecule: messenger RNA, 523 nt
Organism: Durusdinium trenchii
Lineage: Eukaryota; Dinophyceae; Suessiales; Symbiodiniaceae
Source: the annotation of a GenBank genome assembly